Molecule: messenger RNA, 1524 nt
Organism: Cantharellus anzutake
Lineage: Eukaryota; Fungi; Basidiomycota; Agaricomycetes; Cantharellales; Hydnaceae
Exons: 2
Coding region: 1-1524 (507 amino acids)
Biological process (GO): cell differentiation; regulation of transcription by RNA polymerase II
Molecular function (GO): RNA polymerase II cis-regulatory region sequence-specific DNA binding
Source: RefSeq, a predicted model, not a curated record
AUGCCUACCGUCAAGCGAUUCUCUUCCCAACCUACCUCCGAUGACAAUGCUGAAAGUGUCACUCGCGUUGACAAAUCCUCCGCCAUAGGGCCAGAGCGUGGCAAGCGCAAACGCGGGCGCGUCAACCCGACGCAACUUGCGCAUCUCGAGAGGGCGUAUGCUCAAGACCGCAGUCUUGAUGCUAGCCGCCGCAAGGAAAUUAGUGAGGCCCUCGGUAUGGACGAACGUCAGACGCAGAUAUGGUUCCAGAACCGUCGUGCCAAGGCCAAGUUGCUCGAGCAGCGAGCGCGCUUCCAGAAUUCAAGCGCCCCUGGAGCCUCGCUGGUCGAUUCCUCUUCUGCUUUGGGUGGCCCAUGCGCCGGCUUCAGUGGUUAUCCACCUGCGCCAUAUUUUCCUAAGCCAGGCGAACUCAAUGCAUUUCUACAGGAAGAAGAUCCCAUUACGAUCAUUCCUUGUUUAGACCUAGCAAUAGGAACUUGGAGACGCAUUCACUCCACCCCUGUCGACCUUGUAGCGUAUACAUGCGAUACACGACGGGUCUUGACGUGGUACAUCCAUUCGAGUGGCAUCGGAUUCAAGAUGAGGAUCCCUUACGACAGCAUUAGUUGCAUCGAAUACUAUCCUGACUUCAACCCUGGCAUGGGUCAAGACAAGGCUGUCAUUAUCCUCAAUAAGCCGCCUACAUACUUUCGUGAAGUAAAUUCUCAUGCAACCGGCACACCUCAGAAAUUAUGGCGACCCGCGCACGACUGGACGGAGGGCAUGCAAGCCUCCGUUUCUACUCGGCACCAGCUCAUAGGCAUCGCGGGCCAAUUGGCACAUAGUCUUCGAUCUUUACCAGGUGCGGCAACAAUGCUGAACGGCACGAUUAGCUAUCCAUCACCUCCCCUUUCAUUCUCAUCCUGUAAAAGCUCCUCACCCCCAUCGUAUGGACGUAUGGGCCAGCCAUCAUCAUCGGGGUCCACAAUAACUUCCGGAAACUAUCGUUUGGAGGGUUCCCGGUCACGGUCAGGUUCGCGGCCAACGUCCCCAUUUUCACCCAAUAACGUCCCCAACAUCGACGACACCGCCUCGUCGUACCCAUCCUCGACUUCAGUCUGCAACCCCUUCCCGCCCUCGUCUGAAGACCGUUCAACUUCUGCUACGGACUUCUCGCUUCUCCCUCAGCUGCAAAAUUCCAUGCAAAUGUCCUCAUUGCAGCAGCAAAGUGGCCGAUCUCUGAGCAUGUCUAGCAGGCAGAACUUGCCGCGAUUCAGUCACCUUGGUGUGGGAUUAUCGCCUGGCCCAUUCACUCCUUCCAACGCAGGUGGCCAGUCCCACAGCCUCCCAUCCCUCACCUCGACGGCGCAUCACUCUACGCUGCCACACCUGCCAUCUAUAAAUACACAUUCCUCCGAUGGGCGAUUGUCAUCCUCGUCGAGUCCCUCAGGGUUCGAUGCAGGGAUGGGUCUCAACUUGGGAUUGUUGUCUUCGAUCUCCCAAAUGGCAAUGGAAACGGCAUCAAUGGCACGUAUAAACAAUUGA